GUUGUUGUGGCACAGCAGCAUGCGGGCGACGAGCUGGGAGACACUGCUGGUGGUGGCCCUCAAGCUCAAAUGCUGUGCAGAAGGCUGCGAGUAACUCACGCAAAUGAAGAAGGGCGUGUACCUCCUGAACAGCCCUCAAUGGCAAAGUACUCGGCAUCCCCAUGCUCAUUGACGCGCUGGAGGCGGGACACGUUACCGACACCGCCAUGAGGUCUUUUCGUGCGAGUCCAGCACGAAUGGCAAGGGAGGUGCAGUCUGCCGAAGUGCGCGAGAAGGUGGAGAAGGAACGCCUGAGGAAGGAGAUUCGGGUAGCGGAGCGUGCCGCGGGCGGCACUCAGUGUGAGGGAUCCGGGACACGGGGGACUCUUCCCCCACGACGCGGUACUGAGCAGUCACUUUUACGCUACUUACCCUUUUCUUUUUGUUACGGACUCACGAUGACUUGCACGUACAUAGGCGCCUACAGCGCCUUAGAUAAUCUUACAUACGCACGUGGCUGAGGGCGGCGCGACGCGACCGCCUUAUGAAAUAUACGACACCUUUCUACUCGCAAACCCUCACCAGCCCUACUCGAC
Molecule: messenger RNA, 575 nt
Organism: Schizophyllum commune H4-8
Lineage: Eukaryota; Fungi; Basidiomycota; Agaricomycetes; Agaricales; Schizophyllaceae
Exons: 1
Coding region: 162-500 (112 amino acids)
Source: RefSeq, a predicted model, not a curated record